UCGCCGGGCCGUGUGGGUCCUGUCUGCAGUGAGCCCCGCAGCACCCCGGGUCUGUGCCAGCACCUGUUGGACAGCCAGCUGGCGGCCCGGCCGGCGCGAGCGGCCACGGCCGAGGCUGCCCCUCCCAGAGGUGCCGACCCCCUGGCACCCCCUCGGCAGCCCGCGGGACCGCAGCUCGGCCUCCCCCGCUCCGCCAGAGCUCGGCCCACGGCCCCCACCUCCCGACAGCCGCGGCAGGGGGAAGGUAGAGAAGGGGAGGGGACAAGCCAGAUCCUCCCGGCCGCCCGGCCUUCCCUCUCCGCCCCGCGCUCUCCGAGACGCCGCGCGGAGCCCCGAGGUUAGCGCCGAGCGCCAGGCGUGGGGGAGGGGACGGGGCCCGACCGGAGCCCCGCGGCGACCCGGAGCUGCCCAACUUUCCUGGGCUUGGAGGAGCCGGGGACUCGCCCGCACAAGGUGAACUUUGGUCGCGGAAAACUCAAGCCAGGUGCUGGGAUCCGUGCUUUGGCGGUGUGGACGCGCGCACAGUGCGCGCGGAGCUGCGAGUCAGAGUACCUCGGCCCCCUCCACUCGCUCCGGGCCGCCUGGGCCCGCAGCCCCCGGCCCCGCUCCGGCGCCUGGGCCCGGGGGACCAGCGCGGCGCCCUCGUCUGGUUUCCUCCCCCUCCCCCUUCGGGGGUGGGGGUGGGGCGGGGAGAGGGGCGCCCGGAGAGCCACCUCUAUUGGCAGCUUUGUUAUUGAUCAGAAACUGCUGGCUGCGGAACUGGCUUCCAGACUGACUUGGCGCGACCCUUGAGUUUUCGCCUCUGUCCAGGCCCCCCAACUGACAGGUGCUCCCAGCAACUUGCUGGUGACUUCUUGCCGCUCCCCCGGCUCCCCCGCGUCCCCACCCCCUCUUUCCUCCCUCGCCUUCACCCCCACCCCCACCACUUCGGCACAGCUCAGGAUUUGUUUAAACCUUGGGAAACUGGUUCAGGUCCAGGUUUUGCUUUGAUCCUUUUCAAAAACUGGAGACACAGAAGAGGGCUCUAGGAAAAAGUUUUGGAUGGGAUUAUGUGGAAACUACCCUGCGAUUCUCUGCUGCCAGAGCAGGCUCGGCGCUUCCACCCCAGUGCAGCCUUCCCCAGGCGGUGGUGAAAGACUCCGGAGUCGCCGCUUCCCAAGUGCCCGCCGUGAGUGAGCUCUCGCCCUACUCAGCCAAAUGCUCCUCUUCGGGCUUCUCCUGCUGACAUCUGCCCUGGCCGGCCAGAUUCACGGGACUCACGCUGAGUCCAACCUGAGUAGUAAAUUCCAGUUCUCCAGCAACAAGGAACAGAACGGGAGGAACUAUACCCAAGCAUCUGGACUGGCAUAGAAAAGAGGAGAAAGAACAUUUAAAAGGAGUACAAAAUCCCCAGCAUGAGAGAAUUAUUACUGUGUCUACAAAUGGGAGUAUUCACAGCCCAAGGUUUCCUCAUACUUACCCAAGAAAUAUGGUCUUGGUAUGGAGAUUAGUAGCAGAGGAAAAUGUGUGGAUACAACUUACAUUUGAUGAAAGAUUUGGGCUGGAAGACCCAGAAGAUGACAUUUGCAAGUAUGAUUUUGUAGAAGUUGAGGAACCCAGUGAUGGAACUGUAUUAGGGCGCUGGUGUGGUUCUGGUCCUGUACCAGGAAAACAGGUUUCCAAAGGAAAUCAAAUCAGGAUAAGAUUUGUAUCUGAUGAGUAUUUUCCUUCUGAACCCGGAUUCUGCAUCCACUACAACAUUGUUAUGCCACAACUCACAGAAGCUGUGAGUCCUUCAGUGUUACCCCCUUCAGCUUUGCCACUGGACCUGCUUAAUAAUGCUGUAACCGCCUUUAGUACUUUGGAGGAUCUUAUUCGCUAUCUUGAACCAGAUAGAUGGCAGCUGGACUUAGAAGAUCUAUACAGGCCAACUUGGCAACUUCUUGGCAAAGCUUUUGUUUUUGGAAGAAAAUCCAGAGUGGUGGAUCUGAACCUUCUAAAAGAGGAGGUAAGAUUAUACAGCUGCACACCUCGUAACUUCUCGGUGUCCAUAAGGGAAGAACUAAAGAGAACCGAUACCAUUUUCUGGCCAGGUUGUCUCCUGGUUAAACGCUGUGGUGGAAACUGUGCCUGUUGUCUCCACAACUGCAACGAAUGUCACUGCGUCCCGAGCAAAGUCACUAAAAAAUAUCACGAGGUCCUUCAACUGAGACCAAAGAUUGGUGUCAGGGGAUUGCAUAAAUCACUCACUGACGUGGCCCUGGAGCAUCACGAGGAGUGUGACUGUGUGUGCAGAGGGAACACAGGAGGAUAACCACAUCACCACCAGCUGUUCGCAGAGCUGUCAGGUGCAGCCAGCGGCUGAUUCUGUUAGAGAACUAAUGCAUUACCUGCAUCCAUAAUCCCAGUUGUUUGCUUCAAGGAUCUUCCAUCUGCACAAUUUACAGUGGGUUCUAAAGAGGAGACACCAAAUGGAAUUAUGAGUUGUGCAACAUCGCUUUUGAGAGGAGCCCAAAGGACAGGAGAAAAGGUCUUCAAUCAUGGAAAAAAAAUUAAAUAUUGUAGAUCGCUAGCUAGUUACCAUGUUCCUUUUCCACUUGCUGCAGUCUGUAUUCCCUAUGUCAUGAUAUGGCUUAGGUUAAUGUCAGGACAAGAAAAAGCUGCAAGUGAGUACCUGAUUCUGUUGCUCUGCUUAACUCUAAAGCUCCAUGUUCUGGGCCUAAUAUCACAGAAAAUCUGGAAUGUUUUCCCCUUAUACUUGCAUAUAUAAACCAGAACAUUUCAUGUUCUAAAACUUGGCUUUUAAAGAGGAACUAUGUUGCUAUGAAUUAAACUGGUGUCAUGGCUGAUAGGAAAGACUGGAUUUUCCAUGUUUCUUAUUAAAAUCUCUGCCAUUUAGAAGAAGAGAACUACAUUCAUGGUUUGAAAGAGGCAAACCUGAACAGAAGAGUGGCCUUAUCUUCACUUUAAGUUGGUUUAUUUGUUUUAUUGUGUACAUUUUUAUAUUCUCUUUUUUGACAUUAUAACUGUUGCCUUUUCUAAUCUUGUUAAAUAUAUCUAUUUUUACCAAAGGUAUUUAAUAUUCUUUUUUUAUGACAACCUAGAUCAACUAUUUUUAGCUUGGUAAAUUUUUUCUAAACAGAAUUGUUAUAGCCAGAUGAAUAAGGAUGAUAUAAAAUAUUGUUGCUCUGACAAAAAAAAAAUACAUGUAUUUCCUUCUUGAAUGGUGCUAGAGCUUAGAUUGACCUGCAUUUAAAAAUACAGAAGUAUGAAACCAAUAGGACUGGGAAGUCACAAUGACAUUUUGGAAAUAAAUUACCAUAUCUUCCACCCUGUUUAUUGGAUAUGCAAAUAAAAAAUAAAAUAUGAAAAGUGUAUAUUCAGCUCCAGUUCUUACUAAUUUAACCCUGUUUGGGGGGAAAUACGAACCCAGCUCAGAAGAACAGAAAGCACCUUGAUAAAAGAGACUGACAGCUUCUUGAUAAAGUGGGCUGUGGAGUAGGAACACAUCCUAUUUAUUGUGAUGCUAUGUUUUCAAUACCUUUAAACUCUGUUCCAUACGCUUGUAUAAAUACCUGGAUAUUUUUAUGUACAGAAGUAUAUCCUUUAACCAAUUCACUUAUUGUACCCUUUUGCAAUUGAAAAGAAAAUCAGUAAAACACUCUGCUUGUAAAAUGCUUAAUAUUAUGCCUAGAAUAUGUGGUGACUAUUUGAAUUAAAAAUGUAUUGAUUCAUCAAAUAAAAGAAUGUGGCUAUUUUGGGGUGAAA
This is a messenger RNA of Marmota monax (woodchuck), 3747 nucleotides long. RefSeq names its product platelet derived growth factor C (gene Pdgfc). Gene Ontology annotation, biological process: positive regulation of ERK1 and ERK2 cascade; platelet-derived growth factor receptor signaling pathway; positive regulation of cell migration. Gene Ontology annotation, cellular component: membrane. The transcript is spliced from 7 exons. NCBI's taxonomy places the organism in Eukaryota, Metazoa, Chordata, Mammalia, Rodentia, Sciuridae. Gene Ontology annotation, molecular function: growth factor activity; platelet-derived growth factor receptor binding. Bases 1469 to 2293 code for a protein of 274 amino acids. The record is from RefSeq and is a predicted model, not a curated record.